Aegilops tauschii subsp. strangulata is the source of this 2806-nucleotide messenger RNA. RefSeq lists its product as uncharacterized. Gene Ontology annotation, molecular function: protein binding. The record is from RefSeq and is a predicted model, not a curated record. Lineage: Eukaryota; Viridiplantae; Streptophyta; Magnoliopsida; Poales; Poaceae.
AAGUUGUCAUGGGAUCCAGGCAUCGGGGCCCUUCUCUAUUUCUUCGGAUUUUAUGCUCAAACUGAAGUAACAAGAAGGAGGAAUCUUAUAGCUCCAGCUUUCUACUCAGACAGUGUCUGUGUCGACCGCCCCUACUACCUCGACGCAUUUUCUGACCAAGUGAACAUCAGCUACGAGUAUUUCCUUGAGCAAGUCGGCGUUGUAUGCUCCCUCAAUCUCGCCAAGUUCCGCCUCAACUACGGCACCCACUACGACCUCGGCGAAGUCUUGAAGCAUCAAGCACCAUGGGAUCUAGGAGGUUCGACAUGGCAUCGGCUUGAGGUCAAGCCGAAUUUCAAGGAAGGGGGAAUGUUAGCGACCAACCGUACACUCUUCACGGGCUGGGCCAUUGGUUGCGCCUAUUGGGCCUGGGCUGAUGGGAAGCAACAGAAGGCAGCAACUACAUAUACAAGCGAACGGGCUACGAACGACGGGGCUUGGAUCAGGACGGCUUCGGCCUCCUCUGCUUCUGUCUUUUCUUCCUCUCGUGUUCCUCUCCUCCUCUGUACUAGCUAAACCUUGGUGAAUCCAUGGCUUGUAGUUCAAGUCCUUGAGCAAUUGAUCUCAGUACUAGUGUGUUGCUAACAUGGACACCCCAGAAGCAGAGCCCACACCAGCUCAAACUUUUCCCCCAUCCGAUUGAAACCCUCGCUCCACCCACCACCAACCAUGCCGCCGCCGCCGCCGCCGCCGCCGACGCGGCCUGCACCGGCGCUGCCGGACGAGCUUCUAGAGGAGAUCUUCCUCCGCCUCCCUCCGGACGAGCCGGAGCACCUCGUGCGCGCCUCCCUCGCCUGCAAGCUCUGGCUCGGGCUCCUCUCCGGCGCUCGCUUCCGCGGCCUCUACCGCGAGUUCCAUGGAGCUCCCCCCAUGCUGGGAUUCCUCUACAACUGGUUCUUUUGCAGCGGCCCCAAGGAGGAUGACCCCGUGGCAAACUUCGUCUCCACCACCAAAUUCGGUGCGCUCGUUCCCGACAGCGAUGGCUGGGACCGUCAGUACACUCCGUGGGACUGCCGCCAUGGCCGAGUCCUCCUCGGGGACUACACUGGGCUCAUCGUUUGGAACCCCAUGACAGGUCGCCGGAUGAAUCUGGAACCGCCCGUCGGCUAUGUUGGUGCUGCGGUGUUCUGCGCUGUGACGGGCUGUGACCACCGUGCGUGUCAUGAGGGGCCCUUCCGGGUCGUCGUCAUCGGCCUGGACAUGAAUGAGGAUGAUGGCGAUUGUGUUGCACACGCGUGCGUGUCCUCGCCGGUGACGCCCGAGUGGAGCAGGGCGUGCUCUGAUUCUCAUUUUGAUGGGAGGGGCAGGGCGAGCUCUGAUUCUCGUUUUGAUGGCUGGAGCAAGCAGUGCUCUGGUCUUUAUCUUCUCGCAGGCGAUCCAAAAAUCGAUGCACUGCCUCCUGUCCUCGUUGAUGACGCACUUCACUUCAGGCUUACAGAUGACGAUGAGCGUGUAGGAAUUCUCAAGUACGACUUUAGCUCUAAUUGCUUAUCAAUGAUUGAUGUGCCGCUUACGAGGUUGGCCAUUGUCUGGCCCGCUAUCCUCAUGGCAUUGGAGGAUGGCAGCUUGGGGUUAGCACACUUGGACGGGUUAACCCUCUAUCUAUGGUCAAGACAGAUAGAUUCCAACGGAGUUGCGUCAUGGACUCAGCAUAAAGUCAUCGAUCUAAAGGAACUUCUCCCCAUUCAAAAUCCCAAGAAAAGAAUUAGUGUUAUUGGAUCUGUCGAGGGCCAUGAUAUCAUUUUCGUGAACAUAGAUCUUGGCAUCUACGAGAUUGAUUUGAAGACACUACGGUGGAAGAAGCUAUGGAAGAGAGAAAAAUUCCGUUCUUUGAUUCCAUACAUGAGCUUCUACAAUCGACAAGAAAGGGUGAGGCCCUGCAAGGCAUUGACAACAGAUGAUUGAAUAUGCUUAAGGGCAGGAGGCAACAUGAGAAAUGUUUAUUUGAAGGCGACAUGGGUCUUGCGAUCAGUGUCAGUAUUCGGAAGCCGUUUUAAUGCAGUGGUGAUUAUUUUCUCAUAGUUUUGUUGGAUUUUGUAUGCAAGCUCGAGGUUUUCCGCACGUUAACGGUGUGUGUAAGCAGGCUAAUGAGUUAUCUCGUAAUGAACCUCCAAUUUCUUGCAGCAUCAGUUAUGUUCUUAGUUUUUUAAUUGGCUUGAAAAUGUACCACGGACACUAGCUUUGUCUUGCCAUUGUAAAAACUCUACAGUCUGCUCUCAUAGCUUUGAGCCAAAACAGAGAACAUUGAUGAUGCUUUAGAGCUGGUGAUUUCUGUCGCCAAGAGAUGAUGAUGGUUUCCUCAUAAUGGCUCACUGGUAUGCCUUAAUUAAUUUUGUGAAUUUGAUUAGUGCUGGAGGUCAAGUGCUGAUGUUACUGAAGAGUAAAGAGUAUAGCAUGCAGUUACUUUUUUAUCCAGCAAGCAAUGUUACUGAAGAGUAUAGCAUGUAAACUGAAAUAUUGAGCUGUAAGUUGAGGUAACUGACAGUAUGGCAGGAUCUGAGUUGCAUGAAGAUCUUAUAGAGGUUUUACUGCUACAGUGCCUCCACAAAUCUGUUAGGUAUUAGGUUGCUAUUUGUUGCAUAUUUUUGGUCUGCAGUGGAGAUAAUAGUAGACUGCAAUGUCCUUGUAGUGAGAUGAAGAUGUAUAUGUUUUGUCACAUACUGCUAGGCUACAGUGUUCAUUGUAACUGUUUUGGUUUAUUAUAUUCCAGACUGGUUCACAGAUUUUCCUUAUUUCUUAGACAAGAUCUUUCACUCAAAAGCAUCAA